Fusarium musae is the source of this 519-nucleotide messenger RNA. RefSeq lists its product as uncharacterized. Lineage: Eukaryota; Fungi; Ascomycota; Sordariomycetes; Hypocreales; Nectriaceae. The coding region runs from base 1 to 519 and encodes 172 amino acids. The record is from RefSeq and is a predicted model, not a curated record. The transcript is spliced from 2 exons.
AUGCCGAUGCAUCAUUACCCUGAGGACCAGCGCCAACAGCAGAAUGCAACCCCUUAUACGGACCGCUCAGAGGAUGAUCCGCCUCCGAGUUACACUGUAGUCGACAAUGAAGGACCUCACGCGAAUCCAUUUGACCUGCUGCCCAGCAGCUCAUCCUCCCUUGGUCUGCAUCCCUUCAAGGGGACGUCCAACGACAGAGUAGUCUACUAUCUCGACAAGCGUCUUGAUACAGACCCUGAAUUUCUCGAGCAGCACAUCUCAGAGCUCGCCAAGGAACCACCAAGACCAUACGUCCGCAUCCAGGGUCUAGACCGCAAGUCCGGCAAGGGUGUCGACUUUGACAUCCACAUUGAACUCACGCCCCUGCUGUAUCAAGAGAUGGCAACCCGCCGUUCGUGGAGACGCAUACGCGCCGUGAACAACUUCGACAAGGGUUUGGGGGCAGCGGACCGCCUGAGGAGGGCACGCCGGGUGUUGCGCAGUGGUGCUAUCGAUACUGUGCGAGCAGAGCCGGUCUAA